Molecule: messenger RNA, 5982 nt
Organism: Neodiprion virginianus
Lineage: Eukaryota; Metazoa; Arthropoda; Insecta; Hymenoptera; Diprionidae
Gene: 5-HT2B
Product: 5-hydroxytryptamine receptor 2A
Exons: 6
Coding region: 490-2865 (791 amino acids)
Biological process (GO): G protein-coupled receptor signaling pathway, coupled to cyclic nucleotide second messenger; chemical synaptic transmission
Cellular component (GO): membrane; dendrite
Molecular function (GO): G protein-coupled serotonin receptor activity; neurotransmitter receptor activity
Source: RefSeq, a predicted model, not a curated record
GAAACCAGAAGAAGAAAACCAAAAAUUAGCGCCUCGUGGUCAGAAAUAGUAAUUUUCUUUUUCUAUCGAUACUUCGAUCAUCACAACUCACCGAUUUUAAUUCAUAUAGUUUUCAACUCGUGAAAAAUAUAAAAAUAUCAAACAAAAAAUCAAAUCGUAAUAUCUCACGCCGCCGAUAAGAUCUCGUGUAAAUCGAAUUCGAGGUUUAAGAUCUUUCACGCAAACGAAUCUUCUCAAAAAACAAACUUGGGUGAUCAAUAUUCGGAAAUUGUCGUCUCUAAUUAACGAAAAAAUAACGCGCUGUGAAAUAAAACGUUCCGAAGUGCAGUGUUGAAGUGAUAAAAUUAUUCGCAAAAUUUUUUCUAUCAAGUCAAAGCAAUAAAUAAACAAAUAAAUAAAUAAAAGCACAAGACUGUUGUGAAAUCGCGGUGUAAAUUUGCGGUGAAGUGUCGGUGUGAAAAAUUUUGAAAUGAGGGAGGGCUGAGAGCAAUGGACCCGGUAUCAGAGGAUCAGAAAAUCGUGAUAUCCGCGGGGUUUUCACCGGUUAUGGAAAACCGUGAUCGGGGUGGUUUAAACUUGACGUCGCCGGUCGGCGCCCCGGUGAUUUACAGAAGCCUCUUCGACGGCUCGGAUGUAUUCGGCGACGUUGACAUCGAGGGUGACAAGAGUGCGGACGACAACAGUGCGGGUGAAAUCGUGCGGGUGACAGUGACGAGAAUAUUAAACGCCAGUGAUUACUACGUGAGUGGGGGUGGCGCCCCGACAACCCCGUCCGCCCCUGGCGCCCCACAAUCCGUAGACGACAACGUUCUGAACAACUGGUGGGCCAUGCUGGCCCUGGUCCUCGUCCUCGGAACGGCCGCAGGAAAUAUUUUGGUCUGCCUGGCCAUCACCUGGGAACGAAGACUCCAGAAUGUGACAAAUUAUUUUUUAAUGAGUCUAGCGAUCACCGAUCUGAUGGUUGCGAUACUGGUCAUGCCUCUUGGAAUACUUACGCUCGUUCGCGGUUAUUUCCCACUGCCGGCUGUCUACUGUCUGGCCUGGAUGUGCCUCGACGUGCUUUUCUGCACAGCGAGCAUAAUGCACCUCUGCACAAUAUCGGUUGACAGAUACCUGAGCCUCCGUUACCCGAUGAAAUUCGGACGCAACAAAACGCGCCGACGAGUCACCCUCAAAAUAAUAUUCGUAUGGCUGCUCAGCAUCGCUAUGAGCCUUCCUCUAAGCCUCAUGUAUUCGAAGGACGAUAAAUCGGUGCUGGUAAACGGAGCCUGCCAGAUACCUGAUCCGCUCUACAAGCUGAUCGGCAGUAUAAUAUCGUUCUACAUUCCGUUGGGAGUGAUGCUCCUGACCUACGCAUUGACGGUUCGUCUCCUCGCGGAACAGCGUCAAAAUAUUGGCGGAGGAGCAGGUUGGUCUUCAGGGUGGUUGGGUGGGCCCCAGGGCACGCCUGUAGGAGGUUUGGACAGAAGGUGUACAUGGAGGAGAUUGCUGAUGAACAAGGGCGGCGGUGGUGUGGUGGUCGGUGGGGGCGGUGCGGGCGGCGGGGGUGGUGGCACGCCGCAGCAUACUUCCGGCGCCUCGACAGACACGGAACUGACUACCAUCGACACGCACGAAUUGUGGUUACCGGAAAGCGACCCACCGCCUUCGGCGAUGUCGGCCCUCCACGCUUUCGGUGCCGAAAUGCUAAAGCUCUCGAGAGGUCUCGAAGGCAUGGCGGCGGCGGCUGCGGGCAGCCAAACGCCACCGACACCGAGAUCCGUUAAUCAUCAACACCUGAUGCAGCAGCAGCAGCAGCAGCAGCAGCAGCAGCAGCAGCAGCAUCAUCACGCGAAUCUGCAUCAUCGUUGCAACUUUCGAAGCGGAUUCGACGGAAGUGCGCCAAGCAGCGCAUCGGGUUCUCGAACAAGCCUGACACUGCAGGGAGUAGAGGAAGGAUAUCCACCAACGCCGUGGCGUCAACGACGUCGAGCAUCGACGUACAACGAGGCGCACCUCAGCCGCGUGAACACACCACCGCGAAUGGGCCGUAAACGAGCGUCGAGUUUCCACGUUCAGAGAGAGUUCACGCGAUCGCCAACGGCUGCUGAUGAUCGAGAGGUGCGGGAAUCGGUGGCGGCGCCACAGUCGACGGGCGGCGAAGGGAGGGGGGAAGAGAGGGCGCUGCCUCUGCCACCUCCGUGCACCUGUCCCUACUUCGGCGAGGGCUCCGAGCGCCAGCCGCGUCGUCCGUCGACCGAGUUGGUUAUCGUUUCGAGCGAUACGCUGAAACCGAUCGGCAAGGGGCCGCUCGACAUGGGCCUGCUGGCCCGGCAGCGGGGCCCGGAGUCGGGGUCCGUCGUGACGUGGAGGGGGGGACGCCGCGGCUCGAGCGUCGGUAGUACGAAGACGCUGCUGGCGCCACCUAGAGCCUCGCCGCUUCGUCGGGCCGCGACGAUGCGCGCGCACAACGGAGCCGCGACCCUAGCGGCAAAGAGCAACAAUUCGUCACCCUGUCUGAUGCGUUACGCGGGCCCAGUUCGAACCCACCAUUCCAGAACGAGUAGCGUUGUAUCAAGGAAUAGUUCACGGCACGGUAGGAUUAUCAGACUUGAACAAAAGGCGACCAAGGUUCUCGGGGUCGUCUUUUUCACCUUCGUUAUCCUCUGGGCGCCGUUUUUCGUCCUGAAUUUAGUGCCCGCGUUUUGUCCCGACUGCGAGAAGAGAAUAAGUCACAAAAUCGUCGACCUCGUCACCUGGCUCGGAUACGCCAGCUCCAUGGUCAACCCCAUAUUCUACACCAUUUUCAACAAAGUCUUCAGGCAGGCCUUCAAGAAGGUUUUACUCUGCCGGUACAGAAAUCAGACUUGGAGGCCCGCCAGGUAGGCCCUGCCUAAGCGACGACCCAGGGGCGCCGCUAGUCGAGUCUGACGAUCCUAUGUGUGGGUGAAAAAAAAUACCACCCGGUCUACAUUACGAUUCCGCAUAUUUUUUCGCGAACCGCGACACCGCGAUAGAAGAUGAAAAACUGAACAACAGCUGCAAACGCUCGGUGAUUAAUUUUCUACGUAACGUUUCUAGCGCGUACUAAUGUAUCGUUCAUUUAAAUCUGCGAUUAUAGACUCUCGGUAACUUCCCGACCUCGGGGCUCUGACCAGGCUGAAAAUUCCCACCUGGUGAUAAUGAAAUCGACUCACGCGUAUAGCCAGAUUUUGAAGCGUAGAAAUUUAUCAAGAGUCAACUGUGCUCGGGGUGAUUCGAUUUUUAACAGAGGUACACGUAACAUUAUCCAUACAAAUACAUUCAUUGAGUGAUAUUCUUUCAAUCUACGAAACAAAUUUCUUCUGUGUUUGAAAACAAAUUUAUAUUUUUGCUCUGAAAUAAGGUAUAAAAAUUUUGUUUCUACGACAAUCAUUCCCACCUUCAAUACCCCGGCACAGUAUAAUGAAUUCUAGAAUUUUGCCGGCCUGUGAACUCCAAAGUGGUAUUUAUCACGAUGUAAGUGUGUAUUAUAAUUUAAAGAGAAAUAACAAUAGUAAUUAUAACGAUAACAACAACAAUAAUGGUAAUAAUAAUAAAUAUAACAAAAAUUGAGGAUAAGAACCUGCAGUGCAAUAAAUCGAUUAUACGUAUAAUAGGUAGUAUAACGAUAGUGACUGUGAGCUAAUGAAUAUAAAUUUAGAAUAAUAUUGCUAAUAAUUGAAUGAAAAUUCAAGCACGCAAGCCAUACUAGAGUACAUGAAUAACAUUAAAUAUAAUAAUAAUAAUAAUAUCAAUAAUAAUACCAACAACAACAACAACAACAACAACAACGUUAUGCGGGAAAAAUUAUAAUGUGGAAAACCACAAACAGGCUGCUCAACGAGAAAAUGAUGGUUAUGAUAUUGAUUAUUGCGUGUAAUUUUUACAAUAUGAGCUAUCGACGAUUGUUAAAUUGUUAUAGAGAGAUCAUUGGGGUGGAAUAAUAUAAUUGGAUUAAAUCGAGGUUCGGUUUUCACGCUUCGCUAAUAUUUCAAUACGCAACCAGCUUCAUACACUGAUAAUAUUACGUAUCCUAUCAUUCUACUACACGUGACGAUUUGAGUCAUAACGAAGCAACGUUUUUCCUUCAAGUUCAUAAAUUUUAUGUACACAAAAUUAGGAUGUGUUUCAAAAUAACGUUUCUCUCGAUUUUUCCCAACACUGUGACGAGAUUCGCGGUAAAAUUCGUGAAAAAUUUCAUUGAAUAUUUUCCUUCCACAAGUAAGAAUAUUAAACAAAUCACCACCGGAUGAAGCAAAAAAGAAAUUACGAUUGCGACUCUAGAAGCGGCAAUUGUUAUUGUUGUUAUUAUUAUGAUUGUUAUUAAUAUUAUUAUUGUUGUUGUCGUCGUUGUUGCUGUUAUUACUAAUAUCGUCGUAAUCAUAAUCGCUAUUGUCAAUCUCAUUAUCGCGAAACGAAAGAUGAAGCGAUCGUUAUACGCGGCAUACAUUCAACGGUAAUAUACAGACAGCUUGUUUGCGGUAAAGUUUUUUCAGGCGAAUAGAAAAAAGAUUUGAAGAACUGGAACAACAAUGAGAUCCGGGAACAGCAGCAGAACGGUGGUUGAAUUUUAACGACAUGGACGUUGUUGUGCAACGUAUAAUAUAGACAGGGAGAGAGUACAAUGUGACGUUGCACUCCACAGUCAUAUACACACACACACACACACACGUAAAGUGUAACAUCCGUUCGGCCAACGGUCUGCAGUGAAAAAGAAAGAGUCCGUGUACGUUUGCAACAAUUUUACUUUUUUUUUUUUUUUUCACGAGAUAAAUAAAACAAACGGCGAAAAUUGCGAUUCAAAAACAGAAUGGAAAAAUAGAGAAAGAAAGAAAAAUGAGGGUAGAAAUAUUUCCACAUGAGAAUGACUGAUCGAGAGAAUAGAACCUUGUAAUAAAAUCGGAGUCAGUGAAUAUGGAUUUCAUUGUUACGGUUGUUUUUUUUUUCGCCCCCGCGUUUUAUUUCAUUUUUACCAGCCUGCCCAAAUGUUUUGUACAAAAUGUACGUAAUCAACGUUGUAUGGGAACUUGAUGUAGUUGGUAACAAUGGCGUUUUCGAGUGACUAUAUACGAGUGUUACGUAAUAAAAUGCUUGUAUAGAUUAAUCGACAACUUCGGCUGCAAUGCUAUAGGCGAAAAUAUCUAAGAAUAUCCACAUCUGUACCAUUAACAUAAUUUGUUUACAAUACGUAGGGCUAAAGAGCGAACGAACAAUCUUCAUCAUUAGAUUAGAAUUAGAGUUAGGUUAUAUCGAUCGAGUAUUACGCGGUAGAGUAAGACGAUAUGUUCUCCUGUUUUACCGAUUUUCACCUACCCACCGGUAAUAAAGAUUUCGAACGUUACCGACACGCGAUCGUUAUCGCGAAAAUUUUUUUGCAUUGGUGAAAAAUUAUCACAUCACGAGUGUCAAUUUCGCUUUUGCACGUAUUUUGUGAAACUGUAAAACAAAGUAGAGAAGUAUAUUUCAAGAUAAUUUGGCAAUACCGAAAAAUCGGUCAAUCCUCGCAUCGAUAAUAUAUUUCUCUGCCUUAUCGAACGACGGUAAAUUGAGAUCUAUGAAACAGGAAGACGACAAUUUCGUCGUCUACGAUUUUCAUUCGAAACGAAUAAUAAUGUUAUAUGCAGCUAUAUGUAAGUCAAUUGAUGUGCACCCAUAUUUGUAUACGUAUUACUAUUCGUACGAUCGAUUGUAUAAAUGUUGAGUACGUGAUGUAACGAAAGAUAAUUAAUAGACGGGUAAAAAUGGAUACGAAAGAGCUGUAAUAAGAAGAAAAAAAAAAAAAUAUUCCUAUACAUAAAACAAACAGAUAAAUCAAUAACGAAUAUAUAAAUGAUAGAUCUAUCCUGAUGUACCUGUAGUCUAAAUGUGUAAUUCACGUCUGCGUUUAUAAUAAAUCUGUUCAAUUAUUUCUUUUUCUAUGAAUGAUACAAAAAAAAAUGAAACCGGUUGAAAGGUAUAGAGAGAAUUGAAAUAAAUUUUUAC